This is a messenger RNA of Andrographis paniculata, 985 nucleotides long. RefSeq names its product chloride conductance regulatory protein ICln. The record is from RefSeq and is a predicted model, not a curated record. NCBI's taxonomy places the organism in Eukaryota, Viridiplantae, Streptophyta, Magnoliopsida, Lamiales, Acanthaceae. The transcript has 7 exons. Gene Ontology annotation, biological process: spliceosomal snRNP assembly; chloride transport; cell volume homeostasis. Bases 99 to 794 code for a protein of 231 amino acids. Gene Ontology annotation, cellular component: pICln-Sm protein complex; methylosome; cytosol.
AGGGAAAAAAAAAUUAUGUAGUGGUGGGGUUGAGUCCGCAUACAGUAGAACCCUAGUUUCGAAAUUCCCAGAACGAUUCAAAACCUUCCUCCGUCUCUAUGGCCACCGGACUCCGUAAUGUCGCCGAAAGAGCUGGCGACGGCGCUGGACAACCAAUUUUGGACGUCGACAAUGGAGAGGAAUUGAUGCACGUGCAGUCAGGCGUAGCUAUUGUUCUCGGAAACCGCCCGCCUAAAUCUCCCGGCACUCUCUACAUCUCCAAUAGGCAAGUGGUGUGGUUGAGUGACACGGACAGAGCGAAAGGCUAUGCAGUGGAUUUCUAUUCCGUUUCGCUUCACGCGGUGUCCAGAGAUCCCGAGUCUUAUCCUUCUCCUUGUAUUUAUGCUCAGAUUGAGGCAUCUGGAAAUGAGGAAGAUGAAUUGGAAGAUUCAGAUUCUGAGAAUGAUGAUGCAUUGACCUUGUCGAAAGUAACCGAGAUAAGACUUGUGCCUUCAGAUCCCAAUCAAUUGGACACACUAUUUCACAUAUUUUGUGAAUGCGCUGAACUAAAUCCCGAUCCUCUAGAAGCAGAGGAAGACAGCGAUAAUGAUUGGGUUUUCAGCGGCGACGUAAUGGCAGCUAACGCCGAAGAUGAUGACAAUCCUGAAUGGGAUGUCCUUCAAAAUCGAACCCAUUCAAUUGGCGCCAAUGGGAAUCACGACCUAGUUCAUUCAGUUGUCCGGCUGCAAAUAAAUGAUCAGCGAUUCGAGGAUGCAGAGGAAAUGGAAAGGAACGAGACAAACGGUCGUCACUAAACUCUGUUAUCUUCUUCUCUUACCUUAAAUGUUUUCGUCGAUGCCGGGACACCUCUGUGUAGUAUAUAAGCGAUGGCUUCCUUGCUUGUGCUUAUGGUUAGCAGUAAAUGAUUCAUACAUAUAAUGUCUACAUCUUUGAAUUCUUUGGUAAAAAUUUGGUUUUAGUUUAAUGGUUUUAUAUUUAUACAUGA